Messenger RNA from Magallana angulata, 6047 nucleotides. RefSeq names its product low-density lipoprotein receptor-related protein 1-like. The record is from RefSeq and is a predicted model, not a curated record. NCBI's taxonomy places the organism in Eukaryota, Metazoa, Mollusca, Bivalvia, Ostreida, Ostreidae. The coding region runs from base 147 to 4004 and encodes 1285 amino acids. The transcript has 23 exons.
GCCACGUCAGUUUGUUUUAAACUAUUUAAUUAUUGGCACAUACAUGCACCUUCUAUUAUUUAUCGGUUUAUAACAACGAACUUUUCGGAAUUUCCCUAUGUUUCAAUUAAUGUAACUGUAUCUCAACGGAUAAACGUCUGUAUUCAAUGAUGCUUCUGCUUAUUGGAACGCUAUUUUUAUUGGAGCAUUUUUGCUAUGGUGUUCUAAGUGAACAAGGACUUAUUGUUGGAAAAUUCAACCCUGCAUCAAUAACAUCAAUAUCAGAAAUUCCAGAGGACUCAACAAGCUCCUUCAACAUUGUUGACUUAUUUGUGUGGCCAUCAGACGCACUGAUCACCAGCCUGGCAUCCGAUCCAAAGAAAACAGUUGUUUUUGCAGCACUACAGAGUGGCAUUUUUAUUGUGCAUAACUAUUCUGUCUGGCAAAAUGAGUCUCAAACGUUUUCAGCUUCAUACAAUGGAAGAUAUGCAGGUAUUGAACAAAUUGCCUUUGACUACAUCACGAAUAACUUGUAUUGGUGCGAUUCUCUGCAUGACUGGAUUGCUGUGAAACCAGCAUACGACACCAAAAAGAACAUUUAUAAAGUGGUCAUUCGAAAAGAUUUGAAUAAACCUGAAGGACUCGCUUUGGAUCCCGAGGAUGGAUUGAUGUUUUUCUCUGAUAAUGGCCACAAUCCACGAAUUGAGAGGGCCUCCUUGGACGGACAGGACAGAGUGGUUAUUGUCUAUAGAGGCAUAUUAAGGGUUGUCUCCCUUACCGUGGAUACAGACAACGACAAGCUGUACUGGGCAGAUCACGACAGACAGACGUUGGAGGGAUGUGAUUACGACGGGUCCAACAGGAGAGUCAUCAGACGUAUGAACGAAGUGUCACCCACAGGCCUUGUCUACCAUGAGGGGAUGUUGCAUGUCGUCAGCUUUAAUACAAUUCAACUUUACAAAAUUGAUAUAACGUCCGACUCAUUGCUCUACGCUAGAAAGUUUCUUUCAGGACAACCAUAUACAAUUAAUGUGUAUGAUACAGAGUCCACAGCAUCAUUUAAAGAUCCGUGUUUAACCCUCCAUUGUGAUCAUAUAUGUAUCAACACGAGAGCAGGACCUACGUGUGUUUGCUCCGACGGUUUUGAACUUAAUCACGACGGUAAAAGCUGCACAGAUAAAUCAUAUGUUGUGGAUGGGAUGUUCAUUGUAAGCAACGCCUCCAUGUUUGCGAUGCACAGAUUACACUUUGAGGAGGGUCAGAGAAGUUUUUUACACUCUGUCCAGCUUCCAAUUGCUAACAUUGAAACCUUUGAUGUGGAUGCAAAGACAAAAACCAUCUACUUUGUGGACGGUGGGAGCAGAUCCUUAAAGAAACACGACAUUGUAUCAUUAAGAACUAAUACUUUAACUUCAGUUUCAUCAGCUACAGUGACAGACUUAUCGUUUGACUGGAUUUCAAAGCGUCUUGGAUGGAUAGAGCCGACUCUGUCCAGUAUACGGUCCUUCUCAAUCAAUGCUCAAGCCAGUGCUACCGUAUACACCAACCUGCAAGAACCUACGUCUCUUACAAUAGAUCCCCACAACGGCGUCCUAUACUGGAUUUCGAGGACAUCAGUACGAACAAUAGUCCAGGGAUCCUGGACAAGAGAUAUACCACAAGUUUUAAUAACAGCUGCAAACCUACAUAAUCCAACUUCUCUACAGUUUGACGUUAAAACUAACAGAUUAUACUGGCUAGAUCGGUCGGUAAUAAAAAGUUCGAUGACAAAUGGAAGAGAUAUCAAAAGUCAUAUCAACACAAAAGGCGCCAUAAAAACUAUUGCAUACAAGGACUUCUUUGGUUGGAUAAACAAAAAGGAAAUUUAUUUUGCACGGAGCAUCUCUAAAAACGCAGAUAUUACAUUUAAUACUGUGCAAAAUGCAAAGGAUAUCGCUGUGUUUGAUUCAACUUUGCAAGAGGAUAGACGAGGUACCUGUCAUAUACAAAACGGAAAUUGCGGAGGACUAUGUGUUCGAGAGGAAAAUGGUCGCAGAUGUGAAUGCGAUAUUGGUCUUCACCUUCAAAAAGACCAGAGUUGUGAUAACGAUGUUCUUUUGUCGAAUUUUAUUGUGGUCACUGAUUUUACGCAUGGAAGAAUACUCCAGGUUGAUUUUCAGACUGGGACUGUGAUAAAAUUACCAAUAACAGCAAACAGAUCCCCGGGACUAGUGUUGGAAAAAUCAACAACGACUCUUUUCUACUGCGAAACCUUUACGAAAAGUAUAAAAUAUACAACGUUAAAAGGAGACAACACAACCUAUUUCUACACAACAGGGUCUUCAUAUGCAGACCGUCUGGCCAUCGACUACUCCACGGGUAAUCUGUACUAUACAGGUGUAGGUCCGACGACAUCUCAGAGUUAUAUUGGAGUAGUCCACAGGGCCACAUCUCUUCACAAAACGCUGAUAUCAGAUCUCCAUAGUCCAAGAGACAUCGCUCUCUAUCCCUCCAAAGGGUAUGUGUUUUGGACAGAGUUUGGAAACACAGCUCAAAUUGUUAGAGCAAAUAUGGAUGGAACAUCAAAAAGCUUCAUAGCAAAAAAACAGAUAGGAUGGCCUAAUGGGCUAACUUUGGAUUUUAAAACAAACCGAUUGUAUUGGACGGAUGGGUAUUAUAACCGCAUCGAAUCAUCUGACCUCAAUGGUGGAAAUCGUCAGGUUCUGGCGACUGAUAAUGAUGCUCAUUUAAUGAGUAUUGUGAUCCAUGGGCAGUAUCUAUACUACACAGCUUGGAAUCGACAGCGAAUAACAAAAAUCAACAAAAUAACGGGUUUAAAAGUGCCUUUUAUGUUGGAUUAUCCCGAAAUUGGGCGACUAGAUAGUUUAGAUAUCUACACUGAUGAUAUUCGAGACGUUAGUUCCAGUUGCUCGAACCUAAAUGGUUUGUGUAGUACGUUUUGUUUUCCAACUCCAAACGGGAGGACAUGUGGAUGCCAAGACAACGUUAAGCUUCAAUCAGACCAAUUAACCUGUGAAGGAGUUUCUAGAUGUCAGACGUUGCAUCAUUCUGUGAAUUUCAUCGACUGCCGACCGUAUCCAGGUUUGACUUGCAAUUUUGAAUGCAAAGCAGGCUAUCAAAAUGCUAGCACUGCCACAGCUACUUGCAGUACUACUGGAAUAUGGGUUCCAUCAAUAGAUGAAUUGUGCAAAGAGACAUUGUGUCCAAUGUAUCUGGACAAUGCUGUAUUGUCACCAAGCUGUAGUAGAAAAAUUGGGGAUCUAUGUACCUUCUACUGCAUGAAAGGCUAUCUCCCGACUUCAUCAACCAUGGUGUGCACAUCUGAAGGAAAGUGGAACGUUGAUACAGAUACACUAUGUUUACCAAUAUUGUGUCCACUGUCACUGGGUACUGCUGUUUUAUCAUCAAGCUGUAGUAGAAGGACUGGAGACUCGUGUACUUUUUAUUGCGUUGAUGGUUUCAUUCCUACAACAUCUGAUAGAUUGAUGUGUACAUCUGAUGGGACGUGGAACCUUCACACUGAUACUUUAUGUACACCAAAGUUAUGUCCAGCAACAAUAGAAAAUGGCCAUCUAGCUGAAAAUUGUGAAAGACGAAUUGGAAAUAUAUGUUCGUUUACUUGUAAUGAAAAAUAUAUAUCGGCCAUUGAUCCUAAAAACAUAAUAUGUACUACCGGAGGAGUAUGGAGCUCAGACACUCAGCGACUGUGCAGUCCUAUGAAAUGUCCCUUGGACGUAACCAACGGAUAUGUGUCGUCGACCUGCCGGGGUAUGGUCGGGGAGAAAUGUGACGUAUUCUGUAAGGGUGACGCCUCAAUGAACACUGCUCACAUCAUAUGUCUGUCUUCGGGUGCCUGGGACAAAGAUACUGCUGAUAUAUGUCGACUGCGUCGUGAAUAUGAGAAAAGCUUGACCUAUGGAGAAGUUGGAUUGCGUGUAUUAUGUGUCAUGGUCCUUAUUGUUGUUGUAACCACGCCGGUCGCCUGCUAUUAUUUAAGGAAAGACAACGCGAAGAAAAAUGAUUAAUAUAAAAAUAUAUUUGUUUUAAAGAAAUUCCCAUCUUAUUUUGUCAGACUUCAUUUUUAUCUCAUUUUGAGAAAAUUAUUGAAUCUUUUUUUUUUUAAAUUAAAAGCUUUUUGGAAAAGCGAUUUUAAUAGGUUUGAAUCACAAUAACAACAAUUUUGAUAUCAUUAUUUGUCAACCAACGUAUUUACAGGGUAUUGAAAAACGUUUGGACAAUGGUAAUACAUAUAUCUUAACGUCACAUCGGUAUAUGAAUAAAUAAAUAACUCAAGGUUAAUUUUUAACCAGUUCUGUUCUAUCAAAUCUGCAAAACAAGAACUAUGUUUUAUCUGUGUACGAAUUUCUGCAGAAAUGUAUUUAUCGUGAUACAAUUGUAAAUAUUUUGAUGUUUGGUGUUGGAUGUCAUAAAUAUUUAUUUAAGGAACAUCUUUAUAUUGAUAUUGACGUUUGUAGCUUCCUAGAUAUUCAACAUAUCAACAUAUAAUUCAGUAUUGAAAAUAUUGCGUCCAAAAUGUAUGCAGAGGCAGUCUACUUUUAAUUAAGGAAAUAAAUUAAUUACAUAUGUGUCUGAACAUACACUCUUGGGUGUUAAAACGAUGCAAAGAAAAAAAGGUAGAAUCAUUUCAGCUGUAAACAACAACAAAGAGGUAAGCAUAACACAAAUAAAAAAAAAUAAACAAGAUGUUAUAAAAAAAAGUAGGCAGUUAACUAAGACUAUUAUGUUUUAUGUGAAAUCUUAAAAAGAAAAAAAUAAUAACUCGCUUUUUCCUCCAUAAACAUAUGUUAUCAUGAGGCACUAUAAAGAGAAAAUAUACUUAGACGUUUAAAGAACCGAUCAUACAGAAAAAAGUUCUUCCAUGGUUAAUUUGAUCAUCAGUUUUUUAAUUCACCAAAUUCUGUCAUGUUAACAAAUGUUUUCAUAAACAUGAUUGGUACUUGAAGAUUACCAAUUUGUUUUUAUUUUUUCUCAAUCAGGCUUCUUUAAUUAAUAAUCAACGAAAAUUCCCCGAUAAAUUCCGGAAAUCAUCUGAAUUUUUUGGAUUUUAUGAUCUUGCGCAUGCGCAUUACAUUCACGCUAAAUCACUAGAGGCUCUUUAUUUUAUGUUUCCACAAUAUCAUAUUAGCAUGGAUAAACUUGGAAACGAUAAAACAAAUGUGUGUUAAUUUUCAUUGGAAAUUGUUUUAUGUUCAUCAAAGAAAAUACGGGAGAUAACUUUAAGACAGUGCAUUUACUAGAAAAAAUCCCGAGAGUUUUGAAUGUUAACAAGAUGUGUAAAAAACGUUGUUGAAAUAUGUUGGAUUCUGCAAUUAUAGAUUUAAACUUUUCGAGGAAAUGUAUUUACAGCUUCAAAAUGGUUUUUGUGAACAAUUUGACUGUUAUAUUCAAUGCAACUUAAUUUUCUCCAAAAUCGUUUUGGAGCAAUUCAGCAAUUUUCUGCGACAUUAUGGGUAUAUGGGAGGCAUUUUAUCGUCGGAACCCACGGGUUUUCUAUCCGUUACACUGCAGUGUAACGGAUAGAAAACCCGUGGGUUCCGACGCUGGAGGCAUUUUGACUGUGAUGAAGGCAAUUCCCGAGACACAGUUAGAUUAUUCCAACUCAACAGAGUGUAGUGAAAUUAAUAGCAUUAUUGUAGGCGUGAAGUUUCGUUAUACAAAUGUCAACAAUAUACGGUGUUUCGAUGUAUAUAUUUUGUAAAUGCCCGAUAUCACAUGCAAUGUCAACCCGUGCACGCACGGGUAAAAGUCUAGUGUGUAAAGAAAAUAAAGUACUUAUGAGAGAGAGAGAGAGAGAGAGAGAGAGAGAGAGAGAGAGGUGUUGUUAUUGUCUUUAGUGGUACAUGUAUGUACGGGGAAUAAAGGUAUGAAUCGCUACGUUAGAAAAAUAUAAUACGUUAGCUUAAGCAAUGCAUUUGUUACUUUAUUACCCUUGUGGUCCUCAAAAGGGAAAUUUGUGACAUUCAUUUUCGUUCUUGUAUUUUCAAAGCUUGGUUGUUAAUAUGCAAACACAUGCAAAUACAUAAAGAAACAUGACAUGUGGUUAUAAC